AUGGACUCCACUCGCUACUAUGCUGAUCCCACAACCGCUGGUCAGUUUGCCUCGGAGCUCCUGGUGAAAGCUGGCCUAUCUCCGGAAGAUGCCAAGUCAAUGGCCGACUGCUUGGUUAUGGCAGAUGUUCGGGGGGUUGACACCCAUGGGUUGGCUCGGUUGCCUCAAUAUCUAGACCGUGUCAGCAAUGGCCGCGUCAAGGCCAGGCCAGAGUUCAAGCUGACCGAGAAAACACCUGUUGUGGCUCAACUAGACGGUGACAAUGGUUUUGGCUUUGUUGUCGCCACCCGAGCAAUGGAGGAGGCUGUAAAGCGUGCAGAGAUUUAUGGUAUUGGAAUGGUGACAGUCAAUCACUCGAACCAUUUUGGCAUGGCCGCCACCUAUGUGAUCCAGGCCCUGGAGAAGAACAUGAUCUCUCUUGUCUUUACGAACUCUGCCAAGCAGAUGCCUCCUUUUGGGGGUAAGGAGACUCUUCUGGGAAUCUCGCCCUUUGCAGCAGGCGCCCCUUCCAACAACGAAGUUCCUUACAUCCUCGACAUGGCGCCUUCUGUCGUGGCGAAGGGAAAAAUUCGCCGCGCCGCCCGUCGCGGUGAGUCCAUUCCACUGGGCUGGGCCUUGGACGCGGACGGCAAUCCAACCACCGAUGCCAAUGUUGCCUUGAAUGGAAGCAUGGCGCCGAUUGGUGGACCCAAAGGCUCCGGUAUUGCUAUCCUGAUGGAUGUAAUGUCGGGUGUCUUGACAGGCGCCGCUUUUGGUGGUGAAGUCGGAGACCAGUACAAGGACCCCAAGCCGCAAAAUGUCGGACAUUGCUUCAUCGCCAUCAAGCCUGAUAUCUUUAUGACCACGGAUCAGUUCAAGGCUCGUAUGGACACUCUGGUGCAACGUGUCCAUGGCGUUACCCCUGCCCCAGGUUUCAAUGAAGUGCUCUUCCCCGGAGAGCCAGAGCACCGCCUCGGUAUACAGCGUCGUAAGGAAGGUAUCCCAUAUGCGGAUGCUGAAAAGCAGAUGUUCCUCGAGACUGCUAAGCAAUACGGUGUUUCUGAGCUUCCUCUGUCUGAAAGCCCCCUUUCUCUGGCCUGA
Aspergillus bombycis is the source of this 1080-nucleotide messenger RNA. RefSeq names its product Ldh family oxidoreductase. The record is from RefSeq and is a predicted model, not a curated record. Gene Ontology annotation, molecular function: oxidoreductase activity. The transcript has 3 exons. Bases 1 to 1080 code for a protein of 359 amino acids. NCBI's taxonomy places the organism in Eukaryota, Fungi, Ascomycota, Eurotiomycetes, Eurotiales, Aspergillaceae.